Phacochoerus africanus (Common warthog) is the source of this 4906-nucleotide messenger RNA. It is a transcript of the gene RXRA, whose product is annotated as retinoid X receptor alpha. The record is from RefSeq and is a predicted model, not a curated record. Gene Ontology annotation, cellular component: RNA polymerase II transcription regulator complex; nucleus. Lineage: Eukaryota; Metazoa; Chordata; Mammalia; Artiodactyla; Suidae. Gene Ontology annotation, biological process: response to retinoic acid; positive regulation of transcription by RNA polymerase II; cell differentiation. The transcript has 10 exons. Gene Ontology annotation, molecular function: nuclear receptor activity; retinoic acid-responsive element binding; nuclear steroid receptor activity. Bases 109 to 1512 code for a protein of 467 amino acids.
CGCGCCGCCGCCGCCGCCGCCGCCGCCGGCUCCCGCCGCCCGGGCCCGGCCGGCCGCGCCGGGGGCCGCCGCGCUCGCCCGCCCUCCCGCCGCGAGAUCGCCGCAGACAUGGACACCAAACAUUUCCUGCCGCUCGACUUCUCCACCCAGGUGAACUCCUCUUCCCUCAACUCCCCCACGGGCCGCGGCUCCAUGGCCGCCCCCUCGCUGCACCCCUCCCUGGGGCCCGGCAUCGGCUCCUCGCUCGGCUCCCCCGGACAGCUGCACUCGCCCAUCAGCACCCUGAGCUCCCCCAUCAACGGCAUGGGCCCGCCCUUCUCGGUCAUCAGCUCCCCCAUGGGCCCCCACUCCUUGUCGGUGCCCACCACCCCCACCCUGGGCUUCGGCACCGGCAGCCCCCAGCUCAGCUCACCCAUGAACCCGGUCAGCAGCAGCGAGGACAUCAAGCCCCCGCUGGGCAUCAACGGGGUCCUCAAAGUCCCGGCCCACCCCUCAGGGAACAUGGCGUCCUUCACCAAGCACAUCUGUGCCAUCUGUGGGGACCGCUCCUCAGGCAAGCACUACGGGGUGUACAGCUGCGAGGGCUGCAAGGGCUUCUUCAAACGGACGGUGCGCAAGGACCUGACCUACACGUGCCGCGACAACAAGGACUGCCUGAUCGACAAGCGCCAGCGGAACCGGUGCCAGUACUGCCGCUACCAGAAGUGCCUGGCCAUGGGCAUGAAGCGCGAAGCCGUGCAGGAGGAGCGGCAGCGGGGCAAGGACCGCGGAGAGAACGAGGUGGAGUCCACGAGCAGCGCCAACGAGGACAUGCCGGUGGAGAAGAUCCUGGAGGCUGAGCUGGCCGUCGAGCCCAAGACCGAGACGUACGUGGAGGCGAACGUGGGGCUGAACCCCAGCUCGCCCAAUGACCCCGUCACCAACAUCUGCCAAGCGGCCGACAAGCAGCUCUUCACCCUGGUGGAGUGGGCCAAGCGGGUCCCACACUUCUCCGAGCUGCCCCUGGACGACCAGGUCAUCCUGCUGAGGGCAGGCUGGAACGAGCUGCUCAUCGCCUCCUUCUCGCACCGCUCCAUAGCCGUGAAGGACGGCAUCCUCCUGGCCACGGGGCUGCACGUGCACCGCAACAGCGCCCACAGCGCGGGGGUGGGCGCCAUCUUUGACAGGGUGCUGACGGAGCUGGUGUCCAAGAUGAGGGACAUGCAGAUGGACAAGACGGAGCUCGGCUGCCUGCGCGCCAUCGUCCUCUUCAACCCGGACUCCAAGGGACUCUCGAACCCGGCCGAGGUGGAGGCCCUUCGUGAGAAGGUCUACGCGUCCCUGGAGGCGUACUGCAAACACAAGUACCCCGAGCAGCCCGGAAGGUUCGCCAAGCUGCUGCUGCGCCUGCCGGCCCUGCGCUCCAUCGGCCUCAAGUGCCUGGAACACCUCUUCUUCUUCAAGCUCAUCGGGGACACGCCCAUCGACACCUUCCUCAUGGAGAUGCUGGAGGCCCCCCACCAAAUGACCUAGGCCCGCGGGCCGCCCUCCGCCUGGCCGCCGGCCGCUCUUCUCAGCCAGCUCGUCUGCCCCCGCUCGCCUGGCUGUUUGGACUCCGGGAGUGGCCCGUCCCUGCUAAGCCUGAGAUGUGCUGCCGCCCUGUUACCUUCCAUUCUGCUCGUCUGGACCGGGCAGCGGCUUUCCUGGGGCGGCCGCUGGAGUGGCAGGAGCCGGCGGGAGCCCCGGCCAGGCCCGCCAGGCUCUCCCCGGGGGACGCCCGGGGGACUCACAGACGGGUCUUGGGCCCCUGGCCCUGGAGCUGCCCCCCGUCAGAGGGCAGCUUCGUUCGGUCACGGUUGUCGCUGGUUUGGGAAGUCUCCCGUGCGAGGUCCUCUGUGUGGGGUGCCCUGCCUUCGUGGCCCGCCAGCCCGGGCCCACCCACCAGCAGGAGGAGGGGACGGGUGGGGUGGGGGGGGGGCGGGCGUUUCAUGGAGGAAGGCCCCUCCUGGCCCCCAGGGAGAGGAGAGGGGCUCGGGGGCGGGUGGCCUCGCCUUCCCUCAGAGCCAAGGGUGAGGAGCCACCCCCUUUUCCAAAGAUGACUUUCCGCUUCACCCCCGAGCCAAUCAGAACAGGAGCCGACCUCUGCGCAGGGCUGGGGCCACCUCAAGGCUGCAGAGACGGGGGUCGCCCACCCCCACCUCCGCUUUCCCUUUGCGUUGUCGUGGUUUCAGCUUCUUGCCCAACAUGGUCCCGCACACCCCAGGGUGCCCCCGAUCUUCCACAGCCGGCCCCUGGGCCUGGAGGGCUGGCCUGCUGUCUGCCCUUCCUGGAACCCCUGGGGGGGGCUAGGCCGACUCGGGCUCUGCUGACCUCUCAAGGCCAGAGGUCACCCCCCAGCAGGCCCACGGGGACGGAGGGAGGAGGGUUGGUCCUUGGGCAGCCGUGUCCAAGGAUGGAGAGCUGGAGGGACCUGUGGGCACAGCCGGGGCUUGGGGGGUGGGGAGGCCUCGGUCCAGAGCUCUCUGGGGGCACAGACCCCUUCGCGGGCUCUUCAGAUCAAGGCCCUUGAGUGUCAGCAUCCUCAGCUGGAUGCCCCUUGGGGUCCGGUCUGGGUGACGGAGCCCUGAGUGGGAGCUCCAGCAACACCUGCUCUGGCCGAGGGCCCCCCGCCAGCCCUGGGCCCUUCGUGCUGUAACGCCCCCCCCCCUUAGGUCUCACUGCUUUGCCUUUAGGACUUCUAACCCUGUGAACCCAGCCUUCGCCAGUAGUGGGGGCCUGACCUGGGCGGGGGGCGGGGGUCCCAUCUUCCCAGCCCCACAGGGGGAGCUCUGUCAAGCCCGUCUUUCCCCUGCCCCCACCAGAGACCCGGAGCUGGGGUGAGGGCAGGGCUUGUGCCCGCUCUCCCCGAGGCCGCGUCCCCAGGUGGUGCGGGCCCUGACUGGGGCUCCCCUGCACCCCUGGGGCUGGGUGGGGAGAGGCCUGCCUCCAGGCCUCCGUGGGGAAGAGUCCGUUCUUCGCUGUCCCGAGUCUGGCCCAAGAUGAGCGUGAGGCCUGGGUGCAGGUGUGGGAGAGUCCACGGACGCCCCCGUUCUCUUGCCCCACCCCCAGCCUGGUGGCCCAGGAGAGGCGAGGCGUCCCCUGCCCCGUGGGCACUUUCCCUGUCCACCCUCUGAGGCAGAGAUGGGGCGAGCCAGGCCUGCCCAACUGUCCCUCCUCCCAGACUCUCCCCGAAAGUCUUGGCAGCCUUUGGGGGCAUGGUGGUGUCAGGCAGGGUGACACAGGCGCCCUCGGGUCCUCCCUCCGGGGACCCCCACACCCAGCACCCCUGGUGCCUUCUGCAGCCAGGUGCACCCCAUCCGCACCCGGCCCCCUCCGGCUCCCUCGGGCCUCUUGGGAAUGUGGUGGCUCCCGUGGAGACAGCCCAGGUUGGAGCCCUUUGUUGGGGGGCCGCCUCUCGGGCUGGCCACGUGUCCAGCCCUGAGGUCCCCAGGCCACCCCCUCGCGAAGGCAGAGCCUCCCCAGCCCCUGGCCGCCCGAGGCCAUACCCGCAGCAUCUUGGGCCGUGGGGCCGCCCUCCCCGCUCCAACCCGGUCUGCGGUCCUGGUCCACGUGGCGCUGUUGGAAAAGGAGACGGUGGGGGAAGGGCCGACUCAGCAGAGAGGUCGCCCGAUGUAACCAGCCCUCCUAGGGUGACCAAGCUGGUUCAACUGAGGUGGUUUUUUGUAAUUAUUAUUAUUGUUAUUAUUGUUUGGUGGGACAAUCUUUAAUUUUCUAAAGAUAACGCUAACAUCAGCUCGUUAGCCACCGUGUGCCCGGCCCGCCUCGGCCUGCUGGUGUUUCCAGCGUGCUCCCCCGAGGCGUCACCUCCCUGCCUGGACAUCAGAUGGGGCCCCCGUGGCCAAGGAGUGAAGAUGACCGUGUCCUGGGGCCCGACGGUGUCAGCACGGCUGGCCUCAGGGGAGACGGCCCGGACUCCCGUGUCCGGGUGUCCGGGGGGGUGGGGGGCUUCAGGCUGGCAGGUCCGUGGCAAAGCGCUGGAGACCCUCCUCCGCGGGGGCCCGGCUGGAACGCGCAGCCCUUGGAAGUGGGCUGAUGUUGUCCCCAUCACGGAAAGCGGGCGUGUGUGCAGACCUGUGCGCCCCCCGCAGACACGCAGCGGCUACCAGCGUCUCCUGUUUGUUUUCCACCAAGACUCCCCCCGGCCCCCGAUUUCCUAUAAAUUUGCUUCUUGUAAGCAGGUGCGUAAGGACCCCGCCCUUGGUGAAAUCCGGGAUCGAGUGACUGUCUCGAGGCCAGGAGAUGCAUCUAUUUUCAGAUGCUUUGGAGCAAACAGCUUUAGCAGUUCCCAGCCCUUAGCAAUGCCUUAGCCGGGCCUCGCAGCUCACACUUUAGAGAGAAUGGCAAAUACAGAGAGAAGCGAUGUCUAAAGCAUCAGGAAAGGUAGAAAAAAAAAUCUAUUUUUGUACAAAUGUAAUUUUAUCCCUCAUGUAUACUUGGAGGGUGCGGCGGGAGGGGGGCUUGUUUUGUUUCUGCUUCUAGAGACGGAGGCGAGAAGCUUUCUGAGUGAACGUUCGGACGUGAGGCGGAGCGGAGGAGGGGGCUCCCGGGACGGGGCGCGCAGGCUUCGGACGACCCCCGCCGCGUCGCUGUGCGCCCUCCGGGCCAGGAGAUUGGGCCUGAGACUUUCAAGGGUUUUCUUCCCCUUUCGAGUAAUUUUUAAGCCUUGCUCUGUUCUGUCCGUGUUGCCAGCUGGCCUUCCUGCGACUCUGACUGUGAAAUUACUUGCCCACAUGAUUGUUCUCGAAGACACCGUGGCUGCAGGUGCCGGGGAUGGAUGGAUCUUGGGAUUAGGAUUGUGGAAAGAGAAAGGCAGAGAAAAGCCGUGAGAAGAGAAACAAACAAAACAUGAGCGUUUAAAAAUACACCA